Messenger RNA from Bipolaris oryzae ATCC 44560, 714 nucleotides. RefSeq lists its product as uncharacterized. Gene Ontology annotation, biological process: positive regulation of transcription by RNA polymerase I; positive regulation of DNA-templated transcription, elongation. Lineage: Eukaryota; Fungi; Ascomycota; Dothideomycetes; Pleosporales; Pleosporaceae. The record is from RefSeq and is a predicted model, not a curated record. Bases 1 to 714 code for a protein of 237 amino acids. Gene Ontology annotation, cellular component: CTDK-1 complex. The transcript has a single exon.
AUGGCCGAUCCCUUCGAAGUCCGCCAACGAUUCACAACGCUGCUCUCACACCUAAGCGCAUCCCACACAUCGCUCCAAAAAGCCGCUCUGUACGCGCUGAAAAACCGCGAAAUGGACGAAGACUUGCAUUCCUGCAUCCUCGAGCAGCUCGAGCGCAAUAACAUGAACAUACGUGCGAACAUCAUGUUCUUCAUCGAAUGUCUGUGUGAAUACGCGGUCAAGGAAAACAACGCAGGAGACAGCAGUGCAAUGGGCUAUGUGCGCAUGCUUCAGCGCGACAUUCUCGCCGUUGUUGAGUGCGUCGUAGGCGAAGAAGGCGCAAACAUCCGUGUUGUGCGCAAAGUCCUCAAGACGCUGGAAAACCUGAAUAUCCUCCUGCGGGAAACGGUACAGGAACUCGAAGCUGUGCUCAAGUCAAGAGAGGUGGCGCACCCGUUCAUGGCGAUGGAUAUUGGAGGUGAGGGUAAAGAUAGUCCUGCGGCUGGGACUGGCAAGAAUGGGGGGCAGCGCAUGGAUAAGCGCCAGAUUGAGCAGAGGAUUGAAGAGGACAGGGAGCGGCAUAAGAGGCUGAGAGAGAGUAUUUGGGCUGUUCCUGGGGAGGGGUAUGAAGAGUUUGAGAAACUGUGGGAGGAGGCGAGUGAUGUUAAUGAGGAUGAUUAUGUGACUGCGCGGGAAGACGCGGAGGAGAGGAGGAAAGUGAUUGCGUACGGAUAA